AGUCUUUGCAGCGAUGUCGGAGACCGCGCCCGCCGCCGCGCCCGCCGUUGCGGCCCCCGCCGCCAAGGCAGCCGCCAAGAAGCCGAAGAAGGCGGCGGGCGGCUCCAAAGCCCGCAAGCCCGCGGGCCCCAGCGUCACCGAGCUGAUCACCAAGGCCGUGUCCGCCUCCAAGGAGCGCAAGGGGCUCUCCCUCGCCGCGCUCAAGAAGGCGCUGGCCGCCGGCGGCUACGAUGUGGAAAAGAACAACAGCCGCAUCAAGCUGGGGCUCAAAAGCCUCGUCAGCAAGGGCACACUGGUGCAGACCAAGGGCACCGGUGCCUCCGGCUCUUUCCGCCUCAGCAAAAAGCCAGGAGAGGUGAAGGAAAAAGCCCCCAAGAAGCGGGUAGCUGCAGCCAAGCCCAAGAAGCCGGCGGCCAAGAAGCCUGCCAGUGCUGCCAAGAAGCCCAAGAAAGCUGCAGCUGUGAAGAAAAGCCCUAAGAAAGCUAAGAAACCGGCUGCCGCGGCAGCCAAGAAAGCGACCAAGAGCCCCAAGAAGGCGACGAAGGCUGCCAAGCCCAAAAAAGCAGCGGCAGCAGCCAAGAGCCCGGCCAAAGCGAAGGCGGUGAAGCCCAAAGCAGCCAAGCCCAAGGCAGCCAAACCCAAAACGGCCAAGGCAAAGAAGGCAGCGGCCAAGAAGUGAAGUGUUGAAGUGGAAAUACUUAAACCCAACGGCUCUUUUAAGAGCCACCCACUGCUGUCCCCAAAAGGGCUGAUACACUCCACUAAGGAGUUCCGUGCCUGCAGCAGAGCGGACGACAGGCAGCUAUCCGGGUGGGACUUCCGUCUGUGGAGUGGAUGGGACGCUAAACUUCAUACCGCGGUUACGCUAAGACUUGGAAAAAUAAAGUUUACAUUUUC
This is a messenger RNA of Dryobates pubescens (Downy woodpecker), 897 nucleotides long. Its product is annotated as histone H1.10. The transcript has a single exon. Gene Ontology annotation, biological process: nucleosome assembly. Gene Ontology annotation, cellular component: nucleosome. Bases 14 to 679 code for a protein of 221 amino acids. The record is from RefSeq and is a predicted model, not a curated record. Gene Ontology annotation, molecular function: structural constituent of chromatin; DNA binding. Lineage: Eukaryota; Metazoa; Chordata; Aves; Piciformes; Picidae.